Messenger RNA from Musa acuminata subsp. malaccensis (wild Malaysian banana), 2608 nucleotides. Its product is annotated as pollen receptor-like kinase 1. Gene Ontology annotation, biological process: protein phosphorylation. Gene Ontology annotation, molecular function: protein binding; protein kinase activity; ATP binding. The record is from RefSeq and is a predicted model, not a curated record. NCBI's taxonomy places the organism in Eukaryota, Viridiplantae, Streptophyta, Magnoliopsida, Zingiberales, Musaceae.
UCACAUUCCCAAAGUAUAACGGGAGAACAACCAUUAAUAAGAGUCAAAAGGGUACGCACAAUUCUCCGUAGUAAUUGGAGAGGUUCCAAACUCGAUGGAGGAGCUAUUAAUAGAGUCCACCUUUCCACGGCAAUCCAUCUCCAUGCAAUGCAUGCUGCAUGUAGAUGGAUCACAGAAAUGGAAGGCAGUCCUUCUAUCUCUCUACCGACAGCUCAAAGUCCAGUGAAACCCUGGGAAGGACUCCGUCAACCUCACCUGGGUCACCGCCUUCACGCCCUCCUAUUCUUAGUCGUUGACCACCACCACCGCCACCGACCCCGCCACACCUCAAAACCUUGCCAUCAAAUCCCAUCAUCAGCCCUGCCACCUCCUGCUCCUCGGCCCACACCAUCCGCCGCGGCAAGCAUGCCAUCCCAUCCCAUGCGCCCCCUGCCCCUCGGCCUGUAACACCAGCCACGACGGACGGCGGGUGAGCAGCAUGGCCGGUCGGCGGUUCCCACCGCUCUUCAUGGCCCUACUCUUCGUUGUCGUCGCCGCCGCAGCCGCCUCCUUCGGCGUCGCGAGCUCGUCUGACGCCGAAGUGCUUCUCGGCUUCAAGGCCACCAUAUCUGAUCCCUCCGGCGCCCUCAAGAGCUGGGUCGCGAGCUCCGACCCAUGCAACAAGAACGUCUCGAAUUGGGCUGGCAUCAUCUGCGACAACGACGGCCACGUGUCGGGGCUGCGGCUCGAGGACAUGAGCCUCGCCGGCUCACUGGCCCAACUCAGCCUCCUCAAGGGCUUGCCGGGGAUUCGCACCCUUAGCUUCUUGAGGAACGACUUGGAGGGGCCGAUGCCGGAGGUCGGGAAGAUGGAGAGCCUGCGGGCGAUAUUCUUGUCGGAGAACAAGUUCUCCGGUCAGAUCCCGGACAACGCCUUCGCCGGCAUGAGCUGGCUCAAGAAGCUCCAUCUCUCCCACAACGGGUUCUCGGGCUCGAUCCCGACGUCCAUCGCCGCGUUGCCCAAGCUUCUCGAGCUGAGGCUGGACGACAACAGGUUCAGUGGCACCAUUCCCGACCUCCGGUUGACGACGGCGAAGCUGGUGAACGUGUCGAACAAUUACCUGGAGGGGCGAAUUCCCGAUAGCCUCGAGAUGAUGAACGCAAACAUGUUUGCAGGCAACAAGGCCCUCUGUGGGGAUCCUCUUCAAGUUCCAUGCCAAUCUUCGUCGUCCUCAUCCCAAAGUUCAACGACCCAGCAACCCAUGGUCAUCGCGGCCGUGGCCAUCUUCGUGCUCGUGGGGAUCUUCGCGGUGGCGUUCCUCAUGCCCCGCCAUCGCCAAGUCCAGGACGAGCAAGUUGCACAGCUUCAGGCACCGAAGAACCCGGAGUCGGCACCGACCAAGGAAAAGAAGCUAGAGGAAGGGGCGGCAGGGUACGACGGCAGCAGCAACGGGAGGAAGGCGCCGAAGGAGCACGAGCAAGGGAGACUAAUCUUUGUGCGGGCAGGCAGGGAGAGGUUCGAGCUGCAGGACCUGCUCAAGUCUUCAGCUGAGAUCCUCGGGAGCGGCAAGUUUGGGUGCUCCUACAAGGCCUCCCUGACGAAUGGCCCAUCCAUGGUGGUGAAGAGGUUCAGGGACAUGAACAGGGUGGGGAAGGAGGACUUCGAAGAGCACAUGAGAAGGCUUGGGAGGUUGUCCCACUCCAACUUGCUCCCAUUGGUGGCUUAUUAUUACAGGAAGGAUGAGAAGUUGAUGGUCACAGACUAUGUCCCCAAGAGAAGUCUGGCCAAUGCACUCCAUGGUUUUCGUGCCGCGAACAUUGCAGCACUUGAUUGGCCCACUCGCCUGAAGAUAGUGAGAGGAAUAGCGAAGGGACUAAAUUACCUCUAUGAAGAGUUGCAGAUGCUAAGUGUUCCCCAUGGCCAUCUGAAGUCCUCCAAUGUGCUUCUAAGUGACUCUUUCGAACCACUCCUGACCGACUACGCCCUCGUGCCAGUGAUGAACCAGGCUCAUGCUGCACAGUCAAUGGUGGCGCACAAGGCACCCGAGUGCAAGCAGCAUGGAAAAACAUCAAAGAAAAGCGACAUAUGGAGCUUCGGAAUUUUGAUUUUAGAGAUCUUGACAGGUAAGAUUUCUAUCAUUGAUUCACCGCAGGAGAAGGGAGGUGUCGAUUUGGCAGGCUGGGUGAACUCUGUCGAUCGAGAAGAAUGGGCCAGCAAGGUGUUCGAUUGCGAGAUGAAGGCAACAAAGAAGAACGAGGGAGAGAUGUUGAAGUUGUUGCAGAUUGGAUUGGCCUGUUGCGAAGAAAAUGUUGAGAAGAGGUACGAGUUGGAAACAGCUCUCGACAGGAUCGAAGAGCUGAAAGAGGAGGGAGACGAAGACAGCUCAAACAUUCCUACGGAGGGAGGGGCGAAGACUGGGGAUGAUCUUUCAAUUGUUGAUAUGAACUGACAACCCCAGAGGGAAUGUUCAGUGAGAGACUGAUUUGAGCUUGCUCAUCAUGUAACAUAAAAAAAAAAGGUUUUAACGAUGAGGUAAUUCACAUUUUUGGUGGCGCCUGGCUUUCUUCUCUAACAGUGUGGAGAGUUACAGGUGCUAGGAUCAUGACAGAAUCAUGUUCUAGGGUCCAAA